UUUGAAGAGUGUGUAGAGGGCAUAAGUGCUCCAAGCGGAACACGGGAACAUCAUCAUCAGACAGAACAGAGAAGAGUAGGUGAACAGUUUGUUUUGGAAGUAGGUGUGCGCCCGCUGUGCUGUCACGAUGGGUCUUUUUCCCAUCUUGACAUAUGAAGAAUCGUGAUGACAGUGAAGUGUUAUCAAAGCAAAUUAUGUCAUAAUUCGAAUUAUGGCCGAAUCCAGUCUCGAAAGCCAAAUCGAUUGUUUCCUCGAACAAUUCAAGAGGAAUGCCUCCAAAGCCAUGGAGGAGCGAACUGUAGUCACUCGAUCACGGAGUUCCUAUUUAGAUACUGAAUCGCCAGAUGAACCUGUAACACCUUGUGAAGAAAUUGAAAUGGUCAAUACGAUUCAGUCGGAACCUUUAGGACUUAACGAUGUUGCCGAACUUUUACAUUCACAAUACGCAAUUAUCUCAGGUGGGAAGUCUAAGGAAGGUUGUCCCAUUAUCACUUUCCCAGACAACAAUAAUUUUCACUUGUUAUCAGAUGUUGAGUAUCAACGAUUGAUGUUAUAUUUAACCUCAGUGCCCUCACUACAAGAGGCGGAUUUGGGCUUCCAUUUAAUAAUAGAUAGGCGAAAAGACAGGUGGAAUUCAGUCAAAACAGUCCUGUUGAAAAUCUCAGUGUAUUUCCCCGGUCUUAUUCACGUGGUUUACGUAAUCCGGCCUGCUAGUUUCCUCCAGAAAGCUUUGUCCGAAGUGAGCAAUAAAUUAUUCAAGGACGAGUUUAAAUUCCGCAUGAUAGUCUUAAGUACAAUUGAAGAACUCCACGAAUACAUAGACUUGAACCAAAUAACCCCCGAUUUGGGGGGCAGUUUGCAAUACUCCCACGAGGAGUGGAUGCAGCAGCGAAUCGAGUUAGAGAAAUUCUCAGUGGUGACUCAACAAGUCUCAAAUGCCUUAGAUAAAUUCACGAAAAUUAUCGACGAAGCCGAAUUACCAAACAAUGUCGACUCGACUCAGCAAAUUUUGAACCGACAAACUCUCGGUUAUUCCGAAUUGAAGGAGGAAAUCUUGUCUGCUGCGAGACAAGGCGAGGAUUUGCUCUGUUCUAUCAAACGCAAAUCGGCCAAUGGUGAUGGCUAUAGUUGUGACACCAUGGGGAAUGUGUUUGCGAUUGAGCGACUUUUGGUCCAAUUAGAGGAGACUGAGCGGACUUUUGACGACUUCUGGCAGCAACACUCGACCAAAUUGCGCCACUGUUUGGAGUUGAGACGAUUCGAGCAGGAUUUCCGCGAGUUGCAAAUUAAUUUCAACUCGCAUUUGAAAGUUGUUAAUGAGAUGACCGAAAUCGGGGAAAGUAUUAAUAGGAUCGAUAGUUUAAUCAAGGAGUUGAUCACGUUUGAAAAGCUGUGUUUAGUUGAUAUAGAACGAGCUGAAGAAGUUGUUUCCUCAGGUCAAAGCUUAAUCCAAAAUAAAGUUUUCUACCCUUUGCAAUGUAUAGAACCUAAGUGUUGUGAAUUGAUACGAAUGAGAGACACUUUAGUUGAAAAACUCAACAAACGGAAAGAAACUCUUGUUAUUAGUAAGGAGGUUGUGGAGCAAAUUGAGAAGGCUAAUAUUUGGUGCACCAAAGGCUUGCAAUUGUUAGAAACACAUAAAGUAGAUAAGUGUUGUGAUCCCGAAACCCCGAAAAUGUAUAUCCGGGAAAUUGAGGAGUUUCUAAAGACGGGGGACGCACUUUUUGGGCGAAAUCCCCAAGACCUCAGUGCAGAAAUCAAGACAUUACUAGCUCAGGUUUCGAAAAAAAUAGACGAAGUCUCUCUAAUGUGCGAGAAACGCAUUUCGGGCUUAAAUACGUUGUUGGUGCCCCUUCAAGGCGAGGUUCCGAAGCAGCCACCCGGUGGUGCCCCCCACCCCAAUAAAAAAAAAACUUUUAAGAUACCAAAGAGUGAAUCUUCAGAGAAGCAUAUUGAAGAAGUUCACCAAACUUCCCCCGAGAAUGAGGAAGUGAAUAAAGCUAAGACUGGUCACGUGUUAACUGAGUUAAUAGAGACUGAGAAGUUUUACGUUUCGGAGUUACUGUCGGUUAUAACCGGUUACAAAAUGGAAGUGAAGUCUGAGGAAAUGCAGCAUUUGGUAACCCCAGGCCUUGGUGAUAAAAUAAACAUAAUUUUUGGUAACUUGGAUGAGAUAUACAGAUUUCACGCGAAUAUUUUUUUACAAGACUUGGAAAACUGUAUUUCAUCGAUUGAUUUAGUGGCGCUUUGUUUUGUCCAGCGCCGGGACACUUUUUUUCGAUUGUAUAGUUGUUAUUGCCAAAAUAUUCCUCGAUCUGAGCAACUUCGGGAGACUCUUGUCGACUCGAAUAUGUUUUUUCAGGCUUGCCAACGCAAACUCGGCCAUAAGCUCCCUCUAGCGGCGUAUUUACUAAAGCCGGUCCAACGGAUAACAAAGUAUCAACUCCUUUUGAAGGAUUUAUUACGCUACUCAGAGGAGGGAAAGUGUUGUCGGGAAUUGCAACAAGCACUAGACUGCAUGCUUGUAGUUUUAAAAUGUGUCAAUGACAGCAUGCACCAAAUUUCGAUAACCGGAUUUCCGGUCGAUUUAUCCCAACAAGGAGACUUGCUCCUCCAAGGGUCAUUCUCAAUUUGGGUAGAAAAUAAGAAAGAUAUAAGAUUGAGACUUAAGCCAUUAAGGCGUCACGUUUUCCUUUACCAAAAAUCAAUUUUAUUCUGCAAGGCUGCAUCCAAGUCGUCGCAUAAUAAAGCCACAUAUCAGUUCAAACACUAUUUGAAGAUGUCCCAGAUCGGUUUAACCGAAUCGGUUAAGGGCGACCCGCGAAAAUUUGAAAUCUGGCUUCAAGGCCGACAAGAAGUCUACACAAUUCAGGCAAGCAACAUUGAGCAAAAACAAUCGUGGGUUAAUGAAAUCAAACGCGUUCUUUUGAACCAAUUAGAAGAGCUGAAAGGCGAGAAAAUCAAACAAUACACGGCACAAGCACACAAACAAUUUGUUUCUAGACCUUUGCGUCAAACCACCUCGUGGGAGAAGCAAAAGAGCACAGUGUCAAAUGCGUCUUUGAUCAGUCACAGAACGAUGAGUUGCGACACUGAGUCGCAACCCCAUGACGAAAAUAUCGACUUAGAAGGGGAGAACUGGUCAUCGGACUGCACCAACAGUGAUGAUGAAGAGCACGCAAACAAUGUUGCAGUUCCUAGUGGGCGUUACGUUGCGUUAGCUGAUUAUUGUGCAGUUGGUAACAGUGAAGUUAAUAUGCGGGAAGGCGAUAUGGUUGAACUUUUGAAAGUUGGCUGUGCGGGUUGGUGGUUUGUUAAAAUUAUAGGUAGUUCUGUAGAAGGGUGGGCUCCUGCCGCUUAUUUGGAAAAUUUACACCGUAAAACGUCACGUAGCAGUAGCAGAAGUCAAGAUAAAUUAAAUGACCAUUGAGUGACAUUUCCUAUGGGUGUUUAAGUUUAUUUAUUUUCUAUUCUAAUUUAUAAAUACAUUAAAAUUCUAUAUUUUUUAUCUAUCGAAUUGUGAUAAUAGAUCUUUUUGUAUGUUAUAAAUAUGUUAUUGUUGACGUUACUGUUUUUAUACAUGACUUUGUCCCGUGUCAAUAUAGUCACAUAAGGCCAAAAUUCGAUUGCGAAACACAAAAAGAUCUAUUAAAAGUCAAAUAACCAUUUUGAUAAGAUUAGUACAAAUUCCAUUUAGCUAUUUGGUACACAAUAAAACCAAACAUUAUAAUCGCGUAGACUCUUUAGAGUUGUGUAAUAAAUAACCAAAAUAAUUUUUACAUUUCGCAUAAUCUGCGUAGCCAUAAAUUUAGAAAUUUAGACAUUUUUUAGUGAUGAAGUCUACUUUAUAAAUGAAUUCGUUUUAUUUUUCACCGGGAAUAAAAUGAAACUAAUGACGUUUUGCAAUGAAUUUUACUGAUAAAAUUUUUGGAAUAGUUAUUUAUAAUUGUUACGCGAUUUCGGUGUACCUUCGUCCAUAAUUCGAUUGUUUGGUUUAAUCCUAUUUUGUUUGAAAAACUAGGGAAAUGUCAUUUUAUCUGACCAACGAAUGACAUUUCCUUCAGGGUUUUAGUUUACUUAUUUCGUAUUUUAAUGACUUAAAAUUAUAUUUUUGUUGGAAUUGUGAUAAUGGAUCUUUUUGUAUAUUACACAACGUUACGAUUUAUACAUGAUUUAUUGGUUCCUUGUCAAUUUGCAAAAUUCCCAAAAAGAUCUAUUAAUAUUAGUACAAAUUCGGUUUAGUUUUAUCUUGUUUAAUAACCGAAAUUUAUACUCGUUUUCAAAUUAAUGUGCAUCGAAGUAGUCGUUGAAAGGGAUGGCAACCAUGCGAAAAUCUUAACCUCAAUUUUCCCUAAAAAUUAUUUUUUUUUAAAUAAAUGUGUCUCCAGGUAGCAAGAAAUAAUUAAAAUUAACAAGGUAAUUAACAUACUUAAAGAUUUUUGUCAAUAUUGAUGUGAUUAAAUUUGAUCUGGACACUUUUUGUGUGAAUCCCUUUAAAUUAAAGCGGCAUUUAGACUUUUACAACCUACUUGAUGCAUAUUAAAAUGAAAAAGAUUUGCUUUUACUGUCCCAAAGUCAGCUCAAAUGUCAAAUCCCUAUUUAUAUAACGAUUUUAUUGUUAUUUAUUUUGAAUGAAAAUCACGAAAAAUA
Tribolium madens (black flour beetle) is the source of this 4650-nucleotide messenger RNA. Its product is annotated as guanine nucleotide exchange factor DBS-like. Gene Ontology annotation, molecular function: protein binding; guanyl-nucleotide exchange factor activity. Gene Ontology annotation, biological process: intracellular signal transduction. The coding region runs from base 212 to 3430 and encodes 1072 amino acids. Lineage: Eukaryota; Metazoa; Arthropoda; Insecta; Coleoptera; Tenebrionidae. The record is from RefSeq and is a predicted model, not a curated record. The transcript is spliced from 11 exons. Gene Ontology annotation, cellular component: cytoplasm.